This is a messenger RNA of Lymnaea stagnalis (great pond snail), 1548 nucleotides long. The record is from the annotation of a GenBank genome assembly. NCBI's taxonomy places the organism in Eukaryota, Metazoa, Mollusca, Gastropoda, Lymnaeidae.
CCCAGAACAACGUGGAUUGUGAAGUAACUCCCAUAAAUAUACAGAUGCCCAAUCAUGACCUGCAGUCGGUUGAGCUUGCUGUGAGUUAACGGGAAUAUCACGUCCUCAAGGUCUUGGAAAUACUGUUUUUAUUUCCAACUAGCACACGAGCAUUGCACACACAGAGAGGACAUUUUCUCUUCGGAUGUAAAGAAGGUACGUAGGUAAAAUUAACAUUCACGUUCAACAAAUUUUUAUUAUGACAUUUGUUGUGUUUGAAACGCGACCACUGUAGUAAAUUUUGUUACAUUCUUUCGAAUGUUAAUAUACAUUAGAAUAAUUGUCCAUGUUGAUAUCCAUUAGAUUGAUAAAGAACUGAGGUAACUGAACACCUACACUAUCUCAAAAAACAUUUACUUUAACAGAAGUAUCACCUACACAAGAACAAGAUUAUCCCAAACGAGAAAAGAAGUAUCGCCAGCAAGAACAGAGGUAUCACCAGCAAGAACAGAAGUAUCACCAGCAAGAACAGAAGUAUCCCAUACCUACAAGAACGAAACUAUCACCUAUCUACAAGAACAGAGUUAACCCCGUUAUUCUAACAUCACCAAAAUGUCCUUCCGUUCAUUCGUCCUACUACAACUCAUCAUGCUGAGUUUGGUCCUUUUACCGGAGGUCUGGUCCAAGGUCAGGGUCGGAGGUAGCUUUAAACCUGUGGGUAUCUCAGCUCCGAAACCCAAGGUGCCUAGUUUAACCAGGGGGUCAUCAAUAGACCAUGGGUCUUCAUAUUCAGGGACAGGUUUUCAUCCUGUCCACAGAUACAAUUAUCGAAAUGGAGCGCAAUCAAAUGGUAAGACAAUCGUAUGUGAAAUCUUGUAUUUCAAUUGUUUGAUGUAAAAGUCUUGUAUUUCAAUUGUUUGAUGAAAAAAGUCUUGUAUUUCAAUUGUUUGAUGUAAAAGUCGUGUAUUUCAAUUGUUUGAUGAAAAAAGUCUUGUUUUUCAAUUGUUUGUUGGAAAAGUCUUGUAUUUUAGUUGUUUAAUGGGAUAAUCUUGUAUUUUAGCUGUUUAAUGGGAUAAUCUUAUAUUUUAGUUGUUUAAUGGGAUAAUCGUGUAUUUUAGUUGUUUAAUGGGAUAAUCUUGUAUUUCAACUGUUUGAGGUGCUGUUAUUUCUGAUGAAAUUGAUGACGUGUUAUUUUGACUUUCUCUCCUCAGCGUCAUUCUUGUACAAAGUCGGCGUUUGGGUGGGUACCUUACUAAUUAUGUCACAACUGAUGGCACACUGAUUCUGUCUAAAUGGAACCUGCCUAACAAUGUUACAACUGUAGCUCAAUGAUUCUGUCUGAAUGGAACCUGCCUAACAAUGUUACAACUUAUGGCUCAAUGAUUCUGUCUAUACCAUGUAUUACUUGCAUGACUUUUAAGACAAUUUUUGUUACAUUAUUAAAUUGUUACAUUAUUAAAUUGUUACGUUAUUAAAUUGUUAAAUUAUUAAAUUGUUACAUUAUUAUAUGGUUAAAUUAUUACAUUGUGAUCCCUCCGUAUUGUCUGUAGACAUAAAAAAAUAUUGUAU